AUGGCUGAUUUCGAGAACAGCAUGAUGGAUGAGUCCUUCGCCGCCUCCGAGGCUGCGGAUGACCAGUCUCACGGCAUGACCGCCAGCGCGACGGUCGGUACAAGGCGGCAAGCGAACGGCACAAUUGGCUCUGUCUACUCAGGCAACAAGAUUCGACACCUGAAGAAAGAGGAUGGCAUACCUCUGUGGCGCAAAGAUAUCCAGUAUCAAUUCCUGAAGCUGGUCUUUGAGGACAAAACACCGGUUUUCACGCGGUAUCCUGACGGACAAAAGGGAAUGGACUUCGCAGAUGUCUACAUCAAUGCAAUGGCCCGGAGCAGCAAGACUAGCAAGAUCCUCAAGGAUAAGCUACAAAAUGACAAGCCUGCUGCUAUCAACAUGGCUAUGGUCUGUCUGCUGGUCAAUUUCGGUCGCAUGAACACAACCCUGAACUUCUUCCCCGAAAUGCGUGCUCAGCUUCGAACCUACCACUCGAUUCCCUCGCUUCAGGCGCACCAGGACUCCAACGCCUAUAAGCAGUUACAGGAUGCUCCACGUCUCAAGUCCAUUCUCAAGGGCGCUUCAGAAGAUGUUGAUCAACCAAAUACGCUGGAAAAGAUUAAGCGACAGACUAUACCUCGGACCAAUCCGGUGAACUUGAUUUUUGUGCUGGCGCAAUACGCCCCCAAAGUGUCGGAAACGCACUUCUUCCCCCCGCGAGACUUUUUUGACCUGGUCAUGAGGUCCACACUUAGCAGUCAGAGUCGCGCCAGGGCGUUCCUCUGGUUGAUGUGGUGGUACCUGGAGAGUGAUUUCAGCCGCGAGGCUGCUCUGAACAAUCCAUUCGGUCCAGGUCUGGAAGGCGAGGGUUCCGAGGGCUUACCUUUGAAAGUGCCUGCCUUCGAUAUCUUGACGGAAGAACAAGCCAGUGAGGAGAAUGUGGACACACCGGAGGAACAGGAAUACGGAGAGUCCAAGAGGCUCGAACGCAAGCGGAUCCUGGAAGAAGAGGAACCACUACCGCGCGUUCCCAAGCGACCCAAGAAAGAAUAUGGUUUCGACGAAGACUCAUUUGCUGGGGACUACUCUGGGAUGGGAGGCCGUGGCUCUGCUAUGUCCACUCCUCUUCACCCUUCCGCUAAACGGAGUUUGGAUGAUGACGAUGAUGAUCUAACUCCUGGGCAUUCACGCCCACGCCCUAAGCAAGCCAAGCGCGAAUCAUCACUUAACCGAGCUGUCGGUCAACAGCGACUCAUCUUAAAAACGAGAAUGGAGCAUACCCCCGAUGCUUCUCCUGCUCCUCCGGGCUCCAACCAUCCGGUCCUAAAUCGCUUUAUCGCUGAGCCGUCACUUUCUUCAGCACCUACCGCGCGUCGGUUACGACCACUUACACAGCACCAGAUCGCCGUUGAGCAAAACCGUCGGCAGCGGAUUGAUUAUUUGCUCGCCAAGCGUAAAUCUAAUGCAUACCGCGUUCUCCGUGCUAAACGGGAGAGUGAAAUUCCUUUCGGGCGUUACGGUCGCUUGCUUCAAGGUUUACCUGAGGGCUACGAUACAGACGAUGAAGACAACUCAUGGGGCAAAGGUGGACUCUUCUCCAACCCAGAUGAAGAGGAUGACUUUGGAGAAUGUGCAAGCAUGUUCCUCUCCGUAGUGCGGAAAGCUGCCCGUCGACUCGAUCGCUGGGAUUACACAGAAGCCAACGGCCCUAAGAAAGAUCGCAAGAGGGAGCGCGAGGAGCGAUACCAGGCCAAAGCAGCACUGGAAGCCGACGUGCGAAAUUCCAACAACCGAUCCCGACCACGCCCUCGCCCUAGUGCCGCCGCCAAGCGGAAGUCUAUGGGUGCCACGGGUACACCUAGCACCGCAAAGAAAGCUGCGGCGCCUCAAGCCAAAGGAAGUCACGGCCCUGAUAGCUUUACAGCGGGAGCCUCGGCUGUCGGCACCCCGAGUUGGGACCCUGAGCACGGACCCGAUGACUACAUGGAGGGAGAGCUGGAUGAUCUCGAUCGCGAGCUCCUUGGCGAGGUUUCCGGCGAAGAUGAUGGAGGCGCGCCUCUCCGAGCCGAUGAGGAAGGGGAUUUCUCCGACGAUCAGGACGAUGAAGAAGACGUGGAUGGUGACGAAAAUUCCUCCACCUACGAGGGUGCCAAUGGUUACGUACGACAUGAAGCCUCAUCCCCUGCUCCUCGGGGCCCAGCUCAUCCACGCGGGCAAGGUUAUGGAGACGACGUGAUGGAAGACUAA
This is a messenger RNA of Penicillium paradoxum, 2226 nucleotides long. RefSeq lists its product as uncharacterized. Gene Ontology annotation, cellular component: Ino80 complex. The record is from RefSeq and is a predicted model, not a curated record. The coding region runs from base 1 to 2226 and encodes 741 amino acids. The transcript is spliced from 4 exons. NCBI's taxonomy places the organism in Eukaryota, Fungi, Ascomycota, Eurotiomycetes, Eurotiales, Aspergillaceae.